Molecule: messenger RNA, 5457 nt
Organism: Trichobilharzia szidati
Lineage: Eukaryota; Metazoa; Platyhelminthes; Trematoda; Strigeidida; Schistosomatidae
Source: the annotation of a GenBank genome assembly
CUCAAACACAGACCAUAAGGCCUUAAAUUUAGUAGGAAAAGUGUCUUUUUGAGAUUUCUUCCAUCAAAUUUUUAAGUUUCUUUCACUCAGCUUCCUUUUCUGGCUAAUCUGAGACUAAAAUUACACCAUAAAGGCUAUUGCUUCUAAGUGACUCAUUAUGAAUGGCGGCAGCUCCCCAGUUCAGUUUGCAUAAUAAGGGCGACUGUAUAUUCGCACUUCCGUUUGUUGUACUAUUUCUUUAUCUGGGGACAGCAGUAAAAUAAAUCUUCUGAUCUUACUGUGUAUAAAUUAUCAUUGUUAAAUCUACCAAAUGUAUACAGCUUAUGGCAGGAAUAGGACAGUAAGGAACAACCUAUAUAACUGAUGUCCAUUUUAACCAAUUUUAGGCGUUUUACUUCUGCUGACCACUCUGUUCCCUGGAACACUCAAACACAAUAUACUAUGGGGAGGGCUAUGGUGCAUGAUUAUAAUAAACCUGUCACUACGUACGGAAGUAAUUUUACGAAAAGGCCCUUGUUCGGUACUGGUAAUUCAGUGAAUGCUGGAACACCACCUAGUUUCAGUGAUAUUGCAACUCUUUCAACAACUGGUUAUAACUCUAGACCUGGUUCUUCUCAACGAAAUGGUGAAAUUAUCAAUCCGGUACCCAAUGCGUUUCCUGGUCGGACAACAUAUCCAACUGCACUGGAUUCUAGUCUAGAAAAUGGACCACCAUACUUCUUUGCAUUAAAUUAUAAUGGUAAUCAAACAGGUCCUCCAAGAAAUUUUUCUGAACCUGCCCUUUUCUCCUCCAUGUCCACUGUAAGUCGAACAGCUGGAAAUGAGUUGACAAACAAUCGAGUUGGAAAUAUUGCCCCAUCAAUCCCCAUGAACACCGCUAUGGCAAUGGCUUCUAACCGUAAUCCUGGAAGUCUGUAUUCGAACUCAGUUGGAAAUGAUAAUAGUCCUUCGAAUCCCACAAAUCUUUCUUUGUCCUCAUCUUCUCGUGGUGUUACCUUGGAUCCUUCGGAAUUUCCUCCAAUUUUAACUUCGACUGGGCGGAGUGGGAAUGCCUCAACAACCUUCCACUCCUCGGCAAGUCAGCCUCCGUUACGAAACUAUGUUUCCAUCAUGUCCAAGGGGUCGUCAACCAUUGAUCAAAGCUUAAGUCAAAUGAAUCAACAAUUUAAUCAUUCCUCAAAUAGUCAGGCAGCUCCUUUAGAAUUUUCUAAACAAGAUUUCCCCGCUUUGCCUGGUUCACACCAGCCUACGACUAGUACAACAACAACAGUAUCAACGACGAGUGCCUUAACUGUUAAUUCAACAUCUGCUACUCAUCGUUCUUUGUCAGCCAGUUCUGUGACACAAACUCCUGCUUCUACAAAUUCUCGACGGCUAUUUAGCCACACACCCAAUCAGGUUAUGGCACAAUCAUCAGGCGCGAACCAGCCAAGCUAUUCAAAUGUUCCUUCUAAAUCUGUCGGUGCUUCAAAUGGCAUACAGCUACUGCCUAACCAUUUAGUUACAAAUAUUCCUAAAAAUAUGAUUUGUGAUCAAUUUGGAAUGUUGGGUUUAUUAAAACUCAUUCGGGUGGGUGAUUAUGAUGCAACAUUAAACAUGCUAGCUCCUGGAUUGGAUUUAUCUUCAUUGCAUAAUAACUGGCAAACAUCUGGUGAACUUCACACUUCUCUGGUUUCACCAUGUCACGAUUCUUGUUUUGGACGACCACAUGAUAUGGACUAUCCUGUCCCUCCAGAGUAUCUGAUACGACAUUUAAUUACAGAUCGCCUACCUGAUCCACCAAUGAAUCAAUUAUCCGAGGAAACAUUGUUUUGGUUAUUUUAUAAUUGUUGUCGAGAAGAAGCACAAUUAGUUGUAGCCAAAGAACUAUAUCAACGUGAAUGGCGAUUUCAUAAAAAAGAACAAAUAUGGCUUACACGUAUAGUCGGAGCAAAUUUUACAUCGGAUAAUAAUUCUGAACAGGGGGAUUAUUAUUUUUGGGAUCCACUCAAAGCACAGAAAUCAACUCAUCAAAUGACCAUUUUGUAUUCUGAUCUUGACAACGCGCCAGCAGCAUUUCGUCUUAGUUCAGGCACAUUAAGCGCCUUUGUCAGUAUUGGUUUACCCGGUGGUCCUCAUGGUGGUGGUGUACAACAGCAGCAACAACAACAGUUGGUUACAUAUCAACAGUCACGUCAAGUACAACAGCAACAGCAGCAGCAACAACAACAACAGGGCCAACAAACAUUUUCACAUGCGCAUCAUCAAACCCUAAUGAAUAAUACUGGUAAUAAUAAUACAUCUGGAUCAAUAAUUCCGUAUACGGCUAGCUCACUUACUACUGGACCAUCAAUGAAUUCAUCCAAUGCAGCAGCAACAUUGGCUAGUCUUUUCAACACUCGACAGCAACAACAACCAUUGAAACCGCUACAACAACAACAACAACUCAACUCGAAUGUGAAUUAUUUUCCACCAUCGCAUAAUCGAACAACUGGUGGUGGUGGUCCUGUUAAUUCUUUAUUUACAAAUAGAUCUAUGCCAGCAUCAUCAAUUCCUGUUGUAUCAAAUGCAAUUAUCGCUUCGUCAGAAACUACGUCGUCAUCAACUGUGAAUUCAAAUUUUAAUCGCCUACCACCACCACCACCUAAUGCAUCGAUGGUCAAUAAUGAGAAUAACAAUAACAAUAAUAAUAAUAAUAAUGAGAAUGUCAAUCAAGGAGUCUUUGAUGGUUCACAAAUUUAAAUCUUUCUUUUUUUCCAUCAUUAUCUCUAUUGUGUGUAAUGUAGUAGUAUGUACUAUGUACAACAAACACAUACACACACACGUACACACAGUCACAUACAUACACACAGACAGGUGCAUAGUUUGUUGGUUUGAUGCGUAAAUACAAUCUCUUUUUUCUGUGUAAACCUUAAUUAAUAAUAUACGGCUAACUUUUUUUCACGAGAGAGGAGGAUCCUCAGUUUAUGUUGUUGUUCUAUGUGGGAUUUAUUUUAAUUCCUUUCCUUGAUGAAUUUGUUUUCUCAAUGUUUUAUUUUUUUUAGGUUACCUUAUUUCUCCUUCCCUAAAUUUGUCGCAAGAGGGGGGGGGCGGUGUAUAUCACAAACACACAUGCAUAUAUUAUUUUUUCAGUUCAUGCUUAAUCUUUUUAAUUUUAUAAUUGUUUCUGGGUUUUUUUUGAUGCUGAUUCACGUGUCAUCGUUUUUAUCCUUGUAUGUGUGUGUUAUUACUAUUAUUACUUUUUUCUUCAUUAUUUUUCUUGGUUUUGUAUACCUACCUCUGUCCUUAUUAUCCACAAGACAUCCAGGUUUCUUAGUGAGAAACAAUGUGAAGGAAUUCUUCAUUUAUUAAUACAAUACUACUAUUAAUAUGAUGAUGUAAUGUGUGUGUGUACAUGAGUGAGUGGCACUCUCUUGGUGGCGCGCGAUCUUCUACUUUCCUUUAUUCAUAUCUUUGUGUCAAACUCUUUUUUUAUAUUCCAAUCUCACACCUGCGUAGUAACAACCACAUCUCCUGUCGUCUAGUUUUAUUUGUUUUUUUCUCCCAUCCUUUUCUCUUCGUCUUCCUCUUUUCUAUUUACUCAUGAAAACAUCAUCCAUCAAACUGUGUUUGUAUGAAGGAAGGACUAACGAAGCAAGAGAUCUGUCGUCCACUUGUGUCUGUCUCAAAGCAUAAUUAAUUCCUACUUCUGUGUAUGUACGUGAAUGGAAAUCAGUCAGUGAGUUCAAUCACUCUGUCUAUCUAUCUCUCUAUAUAUAUGCAUAUAUAUAAAUAUUUUUCUUUCAUUAUUAUUGUUGUGUCAUCCUAAUCACGAUUGUUUCAUGUCGUUCACAUAUAUAUACAUAUAUACAACAAAUUUCUCCUGUAAAUGUUUGUUUGUGCGUGUGUGUGUGUGCGUGCGUGGAAUAUGGUGAGACUGGAUUCUUCGAAAUCAAACAUAAUUGCUUUUACUAUAUUAUCAUGCCCCCAAUCUUUUCUCCCCUUGUCACCUCUCCCUCUCCCUCCCCCCUCUCUGUCUCUGUGUGUAUACUUACUUCCCCGCCCCCCACCUUUUCCUCUUUCUUCCCUCCUUCUUCUUCUUCUAUUUUACCCCAUCCAUUCUUCUUCUUUUUUGUAAGCUUUUUGCCAAAUAUAAGUGAAAUUAAUUAGUGAAAGAUGAUAAUAAUAAUUUUUGAUUAUAGUUGUUAGCUCGAUUUGUUUCUCCCCCCGUUCCUCCCCCAACCUUUGUUUAUAUUUUGCUAAUAUAUUGUGCUGCUUCUCUUCUCUACCACUACUUACAAUUUGGUGGUGCAUGUGCCCAUGUAGAUAGAUAGAUGGAUGGAUGGAUACAAGGAAUGUGAAUAACUUGGUGAUAUUUGUACGUAUGUAUGCAUGCGUGUGUGUAAAUUUGAAUGAUUUUUCUUGAUCAUUCCAGUUUCAAUAUUCGUGUGUACACACUACUCUUUACCAGUGUUGUUGUCCUUUUCUUUUACAACCUUUAUCCUCUAUUUAUGUAUGUACAACUGUGAGUGUUUGUCCGUGUGUGUGUAUGUUGGUUGGUUUGUUUGUUUGUGUGUAUAUGUGUGUGUGUGUACUGACUGCUUUAUGUUGUUGUCUUAGCAGCACUAACAACUGUGUUGUCUACUGUCACACAUCCACGCGCUUCUUAAAGGAGAGGAACAAGUGUUUGCAUAUAUAUAUAUAUAUAUAUAUAUAUAUAUAUAUAUAUAUAUCCAUAUAUAUCGAUGAUAUCCAUCGUAUUUAUCACCAUUCACUCAUUACUUUUGUUGUCAACCUGUUUUUUUUUAAAAAUCUUCUUUCUCUUCCAUCGUAUUUGGCCUUUGUAGUAUUCUUCAGUUUUUGUCUUUCUGCUGCUGCUGCUCCUCCCUCCCCCUCGUGACCCCUUCCUGUAUUUCUCUCUCAGUCACACACUCUGUCUUUCUCACUUGUGUGUAUGUACAAAGACCUGUGUUUAUGAGAGAACCACAAAACAAUGAUAAUAUUAAUAAUAAUAAUAAUGUUAGUUGGUCAACUAUAAAGUUAUAAUAAUAAUAAUAAUUAUUAUUAUUAUUAGUAUAUAAAUAUUGUGCUAUACAUAUAUAUAUUUACAUUGUAUUGUUCUUUUUUCUCCCUUCUUUUUUUGCUAUUCUCGUAUGUUCUAAUAUUUGUGCCCUGCUCCGCCCCGCCCUGUCCUUCGUCUCUCACUCUCUCCAUCUCUUUGUCUGUGUGUUUGUUUAUUAGGAUUACAUGCAGAUUGACGUGUAUGUGUAUAAUUGUACUGUACUGCACUGUACUGUACACACUCCCAUUCUGUGUAUAUGUCGAUCAGAGAUGGAAGUGAAUAUCUUACUUGUAUUUAUUGUAUGGACAUUCAUAUUUCAUUGCAUAAUGUCAACUGACUGACUAAUGUAUGUGAUCGUUACGUUAAUUAUCCAUGUAAAGUGUGUAGACAUUCUGUCUCUUAGUAGCAAUAAUAAUAAUAAUAAUAUUGAUAAUAAU